AUGGACCUUACAAUCCAGAUAUUUGACUUCAGGGAAGAAGAGAAGAAAGAUGAAGGGAAUUGGGGAGGAGAGUCCUACUCCCUCAGCGUCCUGAGACCAGAAGGCAUGAGGCAGCUCCAAGCCCUGGCCCUCUUCUUUCUCCUUCAUUUUGAAACAAAGAAAGCAGAGUCAACUAGAGCUUGUGGCCAGCCCCGAAUGCUGAACCGAAUGGUAGGAGGCCAGAAUGCCCAAGACGGGGAAUGGCCCUGGCAAGUCAGUAUCCAGAGGAAUGGGAGUCACUUCUGUGGCGGGAGCCUCAUAACAGACCAGUGGGUCUUAACAGCAGCUCAUUGCUUCUCUAAUACCUCGGAAACUUUCCUGUACAAGGUUCUCCUAGGGGCCCGGCAGCUGGUGAAUCCUGGACCUCAUGCCAUAUAUGCUCGAGUAAAGAGAGUGGAAAGCAAUCCCCAGUAUCAGGGCAUGGCCUCAAGUGCUGAUGUGGCCCUGGUCCAGUUGGAGGCUCCGGUGACCUUUACUGACCAUAUCCUGCCUGUGUGCAUCCCUGACCCUGAAGUCAAGUUUGAAGCAGGGAUGAACUGUUGGGUCACAGGCUGGGGCAGUCCCAGUGAGCAAGAUAACCUGCCUAGCCCCCAAAUUCUACAGAAGUUGGCUGUGCCCAUCAUCAAUAGACAGAAGUGUAACAUCCUCUAUAACAAGGACUCAGACAAUGGAGUACUACCCAAAACCAUCCAAGAUGACAUGUUGUGUGCUGGUUAUGCAGAAGGGAAGAAAGAUGCCUGCAAGGGCGACUCUGGAGGACCCCUGGUCUGCCACAUUGGUCAUUCUUGGCUCCAGGCUGGAGUGAUCAGCUGGGGAGAAGGCUGUGCCCGCCGUAAUCGCCCAGGAGUCUACAUCCGAGUUGCUUCCCAUCAUGCCUGGAUCCAUAGGAUCAUCCCAGAAUUGCAAUUCAAAUCUGGUUCCGAUAGGAAGAGAGGGCCUCGGGGUCAGCUGACAGAUCUGCCAAGCUUUGCUCCUGAACUGAUCGCCCACACCCUGCUACUCUGCCUCACUUUUCUGCUCACCUUUUGAGUGGAACUAGACCCACCAGAGCCAGGCAAGAGAGGUUUUGACCCCUGUAUUGCCCGCCCAUUUCCUGGUCUGCCCCUUUAGCUCAUGGGAAUGUGAACAAAGGGGAAUCUGCAAACUUCAGAUCCCAGACCCAGGAGCUAGUGAAAAGGACUCUACUCCCAUUUUACUAGGAGCAUGCUCCUUCUGGGCAGGCUGGCACUGCAGGGAGUCCUCAGGGCACCAUCUUCCCUUCACGAGCCAACCAACCAACCAAUGAUGUAUAUUUGUAAAUAUCUCUUCUGUUCCUCAUAAGCCUAUUUUUAUUAUAUUCACCCAUUAAUAAAACCUAUACUCUCCAUUCCUGGAUGCCUCAGCUUGAGACAGGAUACCUGGGAUCUGAGGAGAGAAUCAAGAGGGCAGGUCCUAUGUAAUGUGGGAUGAUCUGGGGAUAUGGGGGGUGGGGGGGAAGAGAAGCAGUAGCACUAGGAAAAGGUGAGGGAGGUAUCGCAGAAGCAGUGCUGUAUUUAGGAAACCUGAAGAUUUGGGUGAGCCCAUUCUGACUUAGUGUGCAACUGUGGGUAAAACAUUUUAUCCCUCUGUACCUCAGUUUCAUCAUCUGCAACAUGAGAAUUAUUCACAGGUCAGUUGUGAGGAAAAUGCUUCCUAAAUUUUAAAGCACUGUAAAAAACAAUAUUAUUACUAUUAUCUGGGGAGAUGAUACCUGGGUCUGAACAGAAGAGGAAGGAACCAGAACAGUGACUGAGUCAGGAGCCCCCGAGUCCUGGAUCCAGAGAGCCUAGAAAAGAGCUAGAAAAUAAGAUAAAUGGUUUCUAAGGGGAUUGCAGGUAUCUAAUGGCCUACCAGCAAAAGUCACCGACCUAAAUCUGAAGGUGAUUCAGUGGCAAGCCAAGUUGUGACAUGUGGUACAUGUCCCUCAUGUGGUCCCUCAAGAAAGGGAGGAACCAAGAAGAGCCCUAGGUGGUGGCCCAAACAGAAGAGGGUUGGGUCCCCCAGCAAAUAAAAGGCUCUAGCAAACUAUAGGGUUUCAGUUCUCCAGUGAAAUGAAAUUGGAAUAAACUCUAAGGGCCCAAUACCCACAUAAUCUGUGAAUUUUUGGUUUUGG
Sarcophilus harrisii (Tasmanian devil) is the source of this 2170-nucleotide messenger RNA. RefSeq names its product serine protease 27. Gene Ontology annotation, molecular function: serine-type endopeptidase activity. Gene Ontology annotation, biological process: proteolysis. The transcript has 7 exons. Bases 1 to 1068 code for a protein of 355 amino acids. Lineage: Eukaryota; Metazoa; Chordata; Mammalia; Dasyuromorphia; Dasyuridae. The record is from RefSeq and is a predicted model, not a curated record.